Messenger RNA from Trichosporon asahii var. asahii CBS 2479, 492 nucleotides. RefSeq lists its product as uncharacterized. Bases 1 to 492 code for a protein of 163 amino acids. The transcript has a single exon. Lineage: Eukaryota; Fungi; Basidiomycota; Tremellomycetes; Trichosporonales; Trichosporonaceae. The record is from RefSeq and is a predicted model, not a curated record.
AUGUCCGGCUGGGCCGAGUUCUACCGCAACAAGACACUAGCCUACGGUGCGCACGCGGCAAAGCCGUCAGACUGGAAGUGCAACCCCGCGCCGCCGCCGUCCCUCCGCGCCGACCUGCGUUAUCAAGCAACCUACACGGAUGAGCAGUACGCAGUGCUUGCGCACGGCUUCGUGCCGCAGGACAUGGACGAGCGGUGGUUUGUCGUCCUCGACAACGGAUGGCUCAACCUCUACCGCUCCUGGAGCGGAUCCCACAUUUACGGCCUCCACCUCGCCCGCGCUGACGGUGGAGGGUGGACUGUCGACGAGUCCUGGGUCACGCGUAAUCCGGAGGAGUACAGACCAGUCGCACACGGGGACGACGGCAUGGACUUUGAACGCGACACGGUUACGUCCAUCCUGAAGAACUAUUGCUUCAAGCAGCACGAGGAGUGGCUCAAGGUCAAGGCGGAGGAGGAGCAGAAGGCGAAGCAGGUGAAGAAGUCAACGUAG